Petromyzon marinus (sea lamprey) is the source of this 2584-nucleotide messenger RNA. RefSeq lists its product as uncharacterized. The record is from RefSeq and is a predicted model, not a curated record. Gene Ontology annotation, biological process: regulation of transcription by RNA polymerase II. Gene Ontology annotation, molecular function: RNA polymerase II cis-regulatory region sequence-specific DNA binding; DNA-binding transcription factor activity, RNA polymerase II-specific. Gene Ontology annotation, cellular component: transcription regulator complex; nucleus; PcG protein complex. NCBI's taxonomy places the organism in Eukaryota, Metazoa, Chordata, Hyperoartia, Petromyzontiformes, Petromyzontidae.
CGGAGGCCGGGGGUGAAACGAGUGAGCGUGGGGAGCGGUGGUGCAGCGGUUAGCGCUGCGCGGCUCUACGAACCAGGGCAAAGUCCCGAGUUCGAUUCCCGCUCACGGCCACCACCAACACCACUCAGUAGGCGACGAUUAUCUGAACCGGUCCUGGGCCCUCCCCUAGGUCGACUCGACCUCAAAUGAUGAAUGGCAUCACACGUUGAGUUGGCAUUCAUCAAACAAGAAAACGAUGAAACGCCAAGCCCGAGGAUGUAUCCUGACGUGACGGUGAAUCGUGACUCUGGACCAGGCAUCAAGGAAGAAGAUGAUGGCAGUCUGGGCACUGAGAAAAUGAAGAUUGUGGUGAAAACGGAAGUGGACGAAGAUGCUCCAGAUGUGAAGAUUGUUAAGGUUGAAGGAGCUGGUGAGAGGCCAGAGGAGACAGGGGAUUCCCACGGAUGUCUGGUCACUUCAGACCAGAACUUCAUCGAAGUUCAGUUAUCGGAGGAGGACGUUGGUGAAGCAGAUGAAGCAAAUGAAACAGAACUUCUGUGCGAGGACUGCGGGAAGGGCAAUGGCUUGGAAAUAAAGACAGACAAAGCGGAAUGUACAAGCAACAAGAUCCCGCAAGCCUGCAAGCAGUGCGGGAAGACACUUGAAGGCAUCGCGUUGUGCAUGGCAGUGGCUACCGAUGGGAGGAAGCACGUUUGCAAGGAGUGUGCCAAGGGGUUUACAUCACGUUUUGAUUUAGAAACGCACAUGAGAACACACACCGGUGAGAGGCCGCACGUGUGCAACGAGUGUGGGAAGGGGUUUACAAAGCGUUCCACCUUAACCACGCACGCUAUAUCACACACGGGCGAGUGGCCGCACGUGUGCAAGGAGUGUGGCAAGGGAUUUGCACAACUUUCUGAUUCAGAGAAACACGCAAGGACACACACCGUCGAAAAGCCGCACGUGUGCCACGAGUGUGGGAAGGGAUUUGCAACGUGCUAUACCUUAACCACGCACGCUAUCUCACACACGGGCGAGUGGCCGCACGUGUGCACAGAGUGUGGAAAGGGAUUUGUACAGUGUUCCGAUUUAGAGAAGCACUCAAGAACACACACAGGCGAGAAGCCGCACGCGUGCAAGGAGUGCGGGAAGGGGUUUGCACGAAGUUCCACAUUAAAGGAGCACAUUAGAACACACACGGGCGAGAAGCUGCACCGGUGCAAGGAGUGUGGGAAGGGUUUUUCGAAGCGCUCUAAAUUAGCCGCACACACUCCAUCACACACUGGUGAGUGGCCACACAUGUGCAUGGAGUGUGGAAAGGGCUUUGCACAACUUUCCGAUUUGGAGAAACACUCGCGAAUACACAGCGGCGAGAAACCGCACGUGUGCAACGAGUGCGGGAAGGGGUUUACGAACCGCUCUAACUUGGCUGCCCACUCCAUUUCACACACUGGCGAGUGGACAUACGUGUGCAUGGAGUGUGGAAAAGGAUUUACGCACCGUUCUGAUUUUCAGAAACACACGAGGAUACACACGGGCGAGAAGCCGUACAUGUGCAAGGAGUGUGGGAAGGGCUUUUCACAGCGUUCCAAUUUGGAGAAACACGCGCGGACGCACACUGGAGAGAAGCCGCACGCGUGCCAGCAGUGCGGGAAGGGCUUUGCACAGCGUUACAAUUUGGAGGCACACGUUAGAACACACGCCUCUGAGAGGCACCACGUGUGCACGAAAAGUGGAAAGGGGUUUUCAAAGCGCUCUGCCUUAACCAAGCUCUCUUUAUCACACAAGGGCGAGUGGCCGCACCUGUGCAAGCAAUGCGGAAAGGGUUUCGCGCAACUUUUAGAUUUGGAGAACCACGCAAGAACGCACACGUCCGGCGAGAAGCCGCACGUGUGCAAGGAGUGUGGGAAGGGGUUUUCGAAGCGCUGUAACUUGGCCGCACACUCCAUAUCACACACUGGCGAGUGGCCGCACAAGUGCUCGGAGUGUGGAAAGGGAUUCACACAUCGUUCCAGUUUAGAGAAGCACACAAGAACGCACACCGGCGAGAAGCCGCACUCGUGCCAGCAAUGCGGGAAGAGCUUCGCGCAACGUUACAAUUUGGAGGCACACGCGAGAACGCACACCGGCGAGAAGCCCCAUGUGUGCAAGGAGUGCGGGAAGGGGUUUUCCUAUCGCUACAAUUUAGAGAUACACACUAGAACACACGAUGUGGCGUGAACAUUCUAAAAGGAGUUUCGUCUCUCGAGAGAAAAGGUGGAUAAUAUGCAAUGCUCUUGUCCUACCAUGUACGUGGAAUAUUUCUGACCGCAAGGUUGUUUAGAGACGUUCGUUCGCUGUAACGAUGGCAUUUUUUGUGUUUUAUCACAUGUAGGUGUGUACGUUGGACGUCUAUCGCACCUUACAUCGCGAACUGUGCUAAUGUAUCGGGGAAGACCACGUGAAUGCUGCCAUCUUCCCCAUUUUAUUAAUAGAAAUAUUUAUCUUUUACGUAUUUAUUUGUAUUGAUUUUUGCUUACCUUUCGGAUACUUUGCACUCCUAUCGUGUUUUUUUUCAACAGUUUUACUUAACUUGAUUCCUGUUUGUCGUGGUCAAAUCUUGUGA